AUUUUUUUCGUGCUCAGUCAAACCGCUGUUUACGUAAGCAGAACCACCCUGGUUUCGCAGGGCGACGCUCACGUGAUGGGAGUGACUGUUUUUUUCUUUGCUGAAAAAAUGUGUGUGUGUGUUUUUUUUGCUGGUCUUGUGGUGUACCGGUGUUUUGCCCUGAAAAAUUUUCGAAUUAGUACCGAUGUUUUGGGAGGAUAAUGGUUAAACUUUUUUCUUUUCACUACUUCCAGUCUUUUGACCCAACUUAAUUAUCAAAGGAUAGUCUGCAAUAGCUUAAACUGAUUAUUCUCCCGAAAGACAAGAAUGAAAUACUUAGCUGCUUAUUUAUUAUUAGUUCAAGGUGGUAACGCCUCUCCAUCAGCUGCUGAUAUUACUUCCUUAUUAGAAACCGUUGGUGUUGAAGCUGAUGAAUCUAGAUUAUCAUCUUUAUUAAAAGAAUUAGAAGGUAAAGAUGUCAGUGAAUUGAUUGCUGAAGGUAACACCAAAUUAGCUUCUGUUCCAACUGCUGGUGCCGGUGCUGCUGCUGGUGGUGCUGCUGCCACUGAAGGUGGUGCUGAAGAAGCUGCUGAAGAAGCUAAAGAAGAAGCUAAGGAAGAAUCCGAUGAUGAUAUGGGAUUCGGUUUGUUUGAUUAA
This is a messenger RNA of Hyphopichia burtonii NRRL Y-1933, 636 nucleotides long. RefSeq names its product ribosomal protein P2 (gene RPP2B). Gene Ontology annotation, cellular component: ribosome; cytosolic large ribosomal subunit. The record is from RefSeq and is a predicted model, not a curated record. NCBI's taxonomy places the organism in Eukaryota, Fungi, Ascomycota, Pichiomycetes, Serinales, Debaryomycetaceae. The coding region runs from base 307 to 636 and encodes 109 amino acids. The transcript has a single exon. Gene Ontology annotation, molecular function: structural constituent of ribosome. Gene Ontology annotation, biological process: cytoplasmic translational elongation.